AUGACUACAGGAACUGUUAAUUACAGAAAUGGAACGAAUAGAAGCUCUCUCAGAACUCAGUCCUCUGCUUCUACUUCCGGUGGACAGAAGCCGACCCUCAAAUCUAAGUCUGUGCUUCGGAAGAGCAUCCCCGCCUCACUCUGCGGCGGCUCUGCGGCAGCUUCUAAAUCCGGAAGCGGUGGCGAGGUGCCGGUGUUCCUGGGAGAGUACGAGUAG
This is a messenger RNA of Microthlaspi erraticum, 216 nucleotides long. NCBI's taxonomy places the organism in Eukaryota, Viridiplantae, Streptophyta, Magnoliopsida, Brassicales, Brassicaceae. The record is from the annotation of a GenBank genome assembly.